GCAUCCAUUGCGUAGAAAGGAAUCAAAGUCGUCGACCGUAGGGAAAAGAAUUCUAUCGAGGGUAGGACUCUUCCCCCCCCCCCCCGCUCGUUCUCCUCCCCCACCCAACCAUAUAUAGAGACCAUACCCUUGGCCCUCUUUUUCACAAGCGCUUUUUUUCGUUCCCCUUCGAUCCCUCUACCGUCUAUCCCCAGCUUUCUCUCAAGAUGCAGAUCUUUGUUAAGACUCUGACUGGCAAGACCAUCACUCUUGAAGUUGAAAGCUCUGAUACAAUCGAUAAUGUGAAGGCCAAGAUCCAAGACAAGGAGGGCAUCCCCCCAGACCAACAGAGGCUUAUUUUCGCCGGCAAACAGCUUGAGGAUGGUCGCACACUGGCUGACUACAACAUUCAGAAAGAGUCGACACUCCAUCUUGUUCUCCGACUCAGGGGUGGCAUGCAGAUCUUUGUGAAGACCCUUACCGGCAAGACCAUCACCCUUGAAGUCGAGAGUUCUGACACAAUUGAUAAUGUUAAGGCCAAGAUCCAGGACAAGGAGGGCAUUCCCCCAGACCAGCAGAGGCUCAUCUUUGCUGGCAAACAACUUGAGGAUGGUCGCACUUUGGCUGACUACAAUAUCCAAAAAGAGUCAACACUCCACCUUGUUCUGCGGCUCAGGGGUGGCAUGCAGAUCUUUGUGAAGACCCUUACUGGCAAGACCAUCACCCUGGAAGUUGAGAGCUCUGACACAAUUGAUAAUGUGAAGGCUAAGAUUCAGGACAAGGAGGGCAUUCCGCCGGACCAGCAGAGGCUCAUCUUUGCUGGCAAACAGCUUGAGGAUGGCCGCACUUUGGCUGACUAUAACAUCCAGAAAGAGUCAACACUCCACCUUGUCCUGCGGCUUAGGGGCGGUAUGCAGAUAUUUGUUAAGACCCUUACUGGAAAGACCAUCACCCUAGAAGUUGAGAGCUCUGAUACAAUUGACAAUGUUAAAGCAAAAAUCCAAGACAAGGAGGGAAUUCCUCCAGACCAGCAGAGGCUCAUCUUUGCUGGCAAGCAGCUUGAGGAUGGCCGUACAUUGGCUGAUUAUAACAUUCAGAAGGAAUCCACCCUCCACUUGGUCCUCCGGCUCCGUGGUGGCAUGCAGAUCUUUGUAAAGACCCUCACUGGAAAGACCAUCACCCUCGAGGUAGAGAGCUCUGACACCAUUGACAAUGUAAAGGCUAAAAUCCAGGAUAAGGAGGGCAUCCCACCAGAUCAGCAGCGGCUUAUCUUUGCUGGUAAACAGCUGGAGGAUGGGCGCACGCUGGCAGACUACAACAUUCAAAAGGAAUCUACUCUUCAUUUGGUCCUCCGCCUUCGUGGUGGGAUGCAGAUCUUUGUGAAGACCCUCACUGGGAAGACCAUCACUCUAGAAGUGGAGAGCUCGGACACCAUCGAUAAUGUCAAGGCCAAGAUCCAAGAUAAGGAAGGUAUUCCUCCUGAUCAGCAAAGACUUAUUUUUGCUGGAAAGCAGCUUGAGGAUGGGCGUACUUUGGCGGACUAUAAUAUCCAGAAGGAGUCCACUCUUCAUCUUGUCCUCCGCCUUCGUGGUGGUAUGCAGAUCUUUGUUAAGACUCUCACUGGCAAGACCAUCACCCUUGAAGUUGAGAGCUCGGACACCAUUGAUAAUGUGAAGGCCAAGAUCCAGGAUAAGGAGGGCAUCCCCCCUGACCAGCAGAGGCUCAUCUUUGCUGGCAAACAACUUGAGGAUGGCCGCACUUUGGCUGACUACAACAUCCAGAAAGAGUCAACACUCCACCUUGUCUUGCGGCUCAGGGGUGGCAUGCAGAUCUUUGUGAAGACCCUUACUGGCAAGACCAUCACCCUGGAAGUUGAGAGCUCUGACACAAUUGAUAAUGUGAAGGCUAAGAUUCAGGACAAGGAGGGCAUCCCCCCUGACCAGCAGAGGCUCAUUUUUGCUGGCAAACAACUUGAGGAUGGCCGAACUUUGGCUGACUACAAUAUCCAGAAAGAGUCAACACUCCACCUUGUUCUACGGCUCAGGGGUGGCAUGCAGAUCUUUGUGAAGACCCUUACUGGCAAGACGAUCACCCUGGAAGUUGAGAGCUCUGACACAAUUGAUAAUGUGAAGGCUAAGAUUCAGGACAAGGAGGGCAUUCCCCCAGAUCAGCAGAGGCUCAUCUUUGCUGGAAAACAACUGGAGGAUGGCCGCACUUUGGCCGACUACAACAUCCAAAAAGAGUCGACACUCCACCUUGUCCUGCGACUCAGGGGUGGCAUGCAGAUCUUUGUUAAGACUCUCACUGGCAAGACUAUUACCCUGGAAGUUGAGAGCUCGGACACCAUUGAUAAUGUUAAGGCCAAGAUCCAGGAUAAGGAGGGCAUCCCCCCUGACCAGCAGAGGCUUAUCUUUGCUGGCAAGCAGCUUGAGGAUGGCCGUACAUUGGCUGAUUACAACAUUCAGAAGGAAUCCACUCUCCACUUGGUCCUCCGGCUUCGUGGUGGCAUGCAGAUCUUUGUGAAGACUCUUACCGGAAAGACCAUCACCCUUGAGGUAGAGAGCUCCGACACCAUUGACAAUGUAAAGGCUAAGAUCCAGGAUAAGGAGGGCAUCCCACCAGAUCAGCAGCGUCUCAUCUUUGCUGGUAAACAGCUGGAGGAUGGGCGCACACUGGCAGACUACAACAUUCAAAAGGAAUCUACUCUUCAUUUGGUCCUCCGCCUUCGUGGUGGGAUGCAGAUUUUUGUGAAGACCCUGACUGGGAAGACCAUCACUCUGGAAGUGGAGAGCUCGGACACCAUUGAUAAUGUCAAGGCCAAGAUCCAGGACAAGGAAGGGAUCCCCCCUGAUCAGCAGAGGCUUAUUUUUGCCGGGAAGCAGCUUGAGGAUGGGCGUACCCUGGCGGACUACAACAUCCAAAAGGAGUCCACUCUUCAUCUUGUCCUGCGCCUUCGUGGGGGUGCUUCUGAGCAGUAGUGUGUUUUCAGGGUCUGCAUAAGUUUCAAAUCUGGUACUGGUGUGGUGUCUCCCUUUGGCUUAGGAGAAAACUUGACGUUAGUAGUUUGUCGUUUACGGGUGAAUGCUCUGUCAGACUUUGGAUGCUCGUUUUAUGUGUGAUUUGAAGUUCAGUUUGAAUGUUCUGCAAACAUGUAGGUUUAAUUCUAUAUAAUAAGGCAUGCUACCAUAUUUCAUAUGCUGACUUAAUGUGAUGCUUAAGUUGUUUUUAUUUUCUGAGCUUCCCAUGGCUGUCAAAUUUUGAAAUAAGGUGAUAACGUAGUGGCA
Messenger RNA from Elaeis guineensis (African oil palm), 3263 nucleotides. NCBI's taxonomy places the organism in Eukaryota, Viridiplantae, Streptophyta, Magnoliopsida, Arecales, Arecaceae. The record is from RefSeq and is a predicted model, not a curated record.